Elaeis guineensis (African oil palm) is the source of this 1058-nucleotide messenger RNA. The record is from RefSeq and is a predicted model, not a curated record. Lineage: Eukaryota; Viridiplantae; Streptophyta; Magnoliopsida; Arecales; Arecaceae.
GCCCUAAACCCUAACAUCCCCCUUCGCCCAAAACCCUAAUCCGACCCCCCUUUUUUUUUUGGCCCCCCCACCUUUUAUUUUAUUACCCAACUCUGGGGAGCGCGAGACUGGGAGAAACCCUACUCGCAUUGUUACAAUCUCGCGAGCGCCCUUCGCUCCUCUCUGCCUCUCUUUUUCUCCCUUCGACUUCUGUCAAAAGGGUACGAAAUCUCGUGUUCGUUGUAGAGAUGGAGGCGUUGUGCAGAAGCGAGAGCAAUGGACCUGCCGUUGUCUUCUCCAUGAUGGAACUCCUGGUUGCGGAGACCUUUUUGUCCGCGGAAAGGUCUCUCCUUUGGCUUCUUCUGGCGGUGGGUUCAUUAUCAAGCGAAAUUGACAUAUUGGGUAAAAGGCCAGACGUAAUUUAUGGGGUACUUGGAAAAAGCAAAGCUGAGCGUGUGCAUGAGAAUAAGGAUGAUGGUGAAUCAGAUGAUGAUGAUGAUGAUGAAGAUGACGAAGAUGAUGGAGAGGACCAAGAUGAUGAUGGAGAUCAAGAUGACUUCUCAGGUGAUGAAGGUAAUGAUAAUGAAGGAGAUGAUGAUGAAGACCCCGAGGCUAACGGUGGAGGAGGAAGCAAUGAGGAUGACGAGGAUGAUGAUGAUGAUGAAGAUGAUGAUGAUGAGGAUGAUGACGAUGAUGAAGAAGAUGAUGAAGAUGAAGAAGAGCUCCCCCAACCUCCUUCUAAGAAGAGGAAGUGAGGUAAUGUUACAUUUAGCAUAGCUUGUUUCUUGAUUAGAGGAUAGAUUUGUGGGGGGCUUAGUUUUAUGGAUGGGAUCUUGGUUGUGUUAGGGUAGGAAAAGAAGAGACCGGUUGUGAAUGAACUCUUAAUUUUUUUUUUUUCUGUGUUUUACUCUUGAAAUAUCAGAUUGCUGGUAGACAUUUGAUGUAUUCCGAGGGUUGAUCUCUCUCUCUCUAUCUCUCCACCCGAUUUAUAGCGCUGGUGGACAUUUGAUGUAUUCCAAGGGUUGAUCUAUCUAAUUCACGUCUCUUAAGCUGGAUGCCAGAUUAAGUCCAGCUGUUAU